This is a messenger RNA of Alnus glutinosa, 1604 nucleotides long. RefSeq lists its product as uncharacterized. NCBI's taxonomy places the organism in Eukaryota, Viridiplantae, Streptophyta, Magnoliopsida, Fagales, Betulaceae. Bases 259 to 1419 code for a protein of 386 amino acids. The record is from RefSeq and is a predicted model, not a curated record. The transcript has 13 exons.
UCCACAAAGUGGAACGUGUAGGUGACACUAAAUUGUUUCCCCACAGGGAGCCCCGAGUCACCGAAGCAGCCCCCCUUCUCGGUGUCUCCGCCUCCCUUUUCUUCUAUCACAAUCUUUUAAUUUUUCUCUUCCAUCUUUUCCUCUCUCUCACUUCUUCUUCUUCUUCAAAACAAAACUCGCAUUUGGAUCUUUUGGUUCAAAUCAAUUCGUGUUUCCUUUGAAGAUCUUACGGUUCCAGCAUAACCGCUGUCGUUUAAAAUGUCGGCGGUUUCGAAUUUCUCACCAUGCUGUUCCGGCGGGAGAUCACUCAGUUCUGUAGCGAUGGACUCGAUGCUCCUGUCGAGCCCGGGGAUCACAGCUCGAAUUUCGAGGCCUUUUAAGAAUGACACAUUCGGCAUCUCUCAAUUAGCUCUCCGUCACCCUAGAAGUGCAAGUAAAUAUCCAAGGAUACAUAUGGCAUUAGUAGAUGAGAGGCUUGCUCGUAGUGGAAAUGUGGCCAAGCCUUCUGAAAUCUUGGCACAUGAUCUUGUUCAAGGAGCACUUGUAAGAUGGAGUUCUGUUGUGGCUGGAUCAUUACCUGAUCCGCCAACAGCUGUUUUUCUGCAUGGCAUUCUAGGUUGCAGGAAGAACUGGGGUACCUUUGCACGGAGAUUGGCCCAAGAAUUUCCAACAUGGCAGUUUCUCCUAGUAGACCUGCGGUGUCACGGUGAUUCAGCAUCGAUUAAAAGGAGGGGUCCCCAUAGUGUUGCCUCCACUGCUCUUGAUGUCUUAAAGCUAGUUGGACAACUAAAAAUAACACCCCGAGUCCUAGUUGGCCACAGUUUUGGAGGGAAAGUUGUAUUAAGCAUGGUUGAACAAGCUGCAAAACCUCUUGCACGACCCGUUAGAGUUUGGGUUCUAGAUGCUACACCUGGAAAGGUUCGAUCUGGUGGAGAUGGAGAAGACCAUCCAGCAGAAUUAAUAUCUUUCUUGAGUACAUUGCCAAAGGAGGUCUCUUCAAAGAGGGAUGUUCUGAAUGCUCUCAUUCAACAAGGAUUUUCCAAAGAGGUGGCACAGUGGGUGGUAACUAACCUUCGACCAACUAGCCCUCCUGGUUCAUUGUCAUCAAGCUUCUCAUGGGUGUUUGACCUCAAGGGAAUCGCUGAAAUGUAUCAAUCCUAUGAAGAAACAAAUUUAUGGAAAAUUGUUGAGGAGGUGCCUCGAGGUGUGCAUGUUAAUUUUUUGAAAGCUGAAAGAAGCUUGCACAGGUGGGCUCUUGGAGAUCUCCAGAGAAUUCAUGCUGCUGAGGAACUUGCUUCUGAAGAGGGAGGUGGAGUUGAAAUGCAUGUCCUUGAAGAUGCUGGCCAUUGGGUACAUGCUGACAACCCAGAUGGGCUCUUUAGGAUUCUUUCAUCUUCUUUUGAGGGAGUCAAAACCUAACGUUAGUUUCACUUUCAGUUUUAGGCUAGUAUAUAUUCCUUCUACUAUAGUAUCUAUUGUAUCAAAAAAAAAUUUAUAUCUUUUUUAUUUUUUUCCAUCCAGCGUUUUCACUUUUUCCCUUGUUCUUAUUAUCAUUACUAUUGUGUAGCAAUAUAUAUACAAGUUUUUCUACCGCAUUUUCCGUU